Molecule: messenger RNA, 4608 nt
Organism: Sitodiplosis mosellana (orange wheat blossom midge)
Lineage: Eukaryota; Metazoa; Arthropoda; Insecta; Diptera; Cecidomyiidae
Product: 5-oxoprolinase
Exons: 11
Coding region: 366-4265 (1299 amino acids)
Biological process (GO): glutathione metabolic process
Cellular component (GO): cytosol
Molecular function (GO): 5-oxoprolinase (ATP-hydrolyzing) activity
Source: RefSeq, a predicted model, not a curated record
ACAAUGUUUAGUAAAUAUUUGUGUUGUGAUACAGAGCAAGAUAAACGGAUUUUGCCGAUCGUCUGAAUGUCAACUGAACAACAGUGUUCGGUAGAUCUUUGUACUGAAAACAUUGCGCAGCUACUAAUUUUUCAUACUUCAGAUACUUGUGUUAAAUUCAAUUACUGUUUAUUAUUUCCUAAACUAUUGGAACCUUCUUUGGAUUAUUAUUUUGUGUCAUAACUCGUUGUGUGUGGUUAAAAAAUCCAUUCAUUUGAUAUAAACCCAUCUUUUGUUAAAUAUCCAUACGUUAUGCAAAAGGUGUGAUUGAAACCAUUGGUUCGCUGGAAAAGUGAUUCUACUUCAUUAAAAGGCUUGAGUGAAAAAUGAGUGGAAAAUUUUGCUUUGCCAUUGAUCGUGGGGGCACCUUCACCGAUGUUAUGUGUAUUUGCCCAAAUGGAAAGGUUCGUACAUUGAAAUUGUUGUCCGUAGAUCCAGCACGAUACAAUGAUGCUCCGCGUGAGGGAAUACGACGUAUUUUGGCUGAGGAAACGAGCGAUUCACAAACAGCUGACGGUUUGGUAGAAACAAAGAAUAUCGGUUGGAUUCGGAUGGGUACAACUGUCGCAACGAAUGCUUUGCUUGAGCGGAAGGGUGAUCCCGUUGCUUUGGUGGUGAAUAAAGGAUUUCGUGAUUUACUGUACAUAGGAAAUCAAGCAAGACCGAAGAUUUUCGAUUUAAACAUUCGUAAACCGUCCAAUUUAUACCAAAAAGUAUUCGAAAUUGAUUGCCGCAUCGUUCCAGCCCAUCGCAAUCUCUGCAAAUUAGAUAAGAAUUGGAAAGCCUUAAAAGGUGUUGCUAACUCGGAGUAUUUAGAAAAAGAUGUAAUCGAUGAACAAGCGGUUCGUGCAGCACUGAAAGACGUUUUGGACAGUGGUAUUACAUCGUUAGCCAUUGUUUUGGCACACUCAUUUGCAUGUCCUGAACAUGAAGUACGAGUCGGUGCGAUUGCAAAGGAACUCGGUUUCAGUCACAUUACUUUGUCGCAUCAAGCGAUGCCAAUGAUUCGUUUAGUGAAUCGAGGAUACACAGCUUGUGCCGAAGCCUACUUAACUCCACAUGUCGAACGCUAUUUAGAGAGUUUUACCGCCGGAUUUAAAGAUAAAUUAAAUGGAGUGGAUGUGCUGUUCAUGCAAAGCGAUGGCGGUUUAACGAAUAUGGAAAGUUUCCGCGGUGCACGAGCUAUACUAAGCGGGCCAGCUGGUGGAGUAGUCGGUUAUGGUGUGACUGGGCCGAGAGACACGGACCAACCGUUGAUUGGUUUCGAUAUGGGUGGAACGUCAACGGAUGUGUCUCGUUUUGCUGAGGGAAAAUACGAGCAUGUUGUUGAAUCAACAACGGCCGGUGUCACAAUUCAAGCACCACAAUUGGAUAUUAAUACGGUUGCAGCAGGCGGUGGUUCGAUGCUCUUCUUUAGAUCCGGAUUAUUUGUCGUUGGACCAGAAUCGGCUUCAGCUCAUCCUGGACCAGCAUGCUACCGCAAAGGUGGACCUCUUACUGUGACUGAUGCCAACUUGGUGUUGGGUCGUCUGUUGCCUGAAUACUUCCCAAAAAUAUUCGGGCCAAAUGAGAAUGAGCCGCUGGACUAUGCGAUAACCAGACAGAAGUUUGAAGAGCUGCAAACGGAGAUUAAUGCAUUCUUAUUGGAAAAUGGACAAAGAACGACGCCGCUUUCAAUCGAAGAAAUUGCGAUCGGUAUGAUUCGCGUUGCGAACGAAGCAAUGUGUCGUCCAAUUCGUGCUUUGACGCAAUCCCGUGGUUAUGAUACAUCGAAACAUGUGUUGGCAUGUUUCGGAGGCGCUGGAGGUCAGCAUGCAUGCAGCAUUGCACGUGAUCUUGGAAUGUCGAAAAUCGUGAUUCAUAAAUAUGCUGGCAUUUUAUCUGCUUACGGAAUGGCGCUUGCAGAUGUCGUCUAUGAAGCACAAGAGCCAUGUGGUUUGGAAUAUAGUCUGUCAAAUGUGGAAGCUAUUUGCACACGAUUAAAUGCGCUUGCACUUCAGUGUCGUACAAACUUGCUAAAUCAGGGAUUUGACAAUGAUCACAUUGUGAUUGAGCCAUUUUUGCAUUUGAGAUACGAUUCAACCGAUACAGCACUCAUGUGCACUCCUUCGCUGGAUGCAAGCAGCACAGCCGAUUUGAGUGUAAACAUUCCAGAUUAUGGUGACUUUUAUGGAUCGUUCUUAAAAAGAUACCAAACGGAAUUUGGUUUUGUGAUCCGCGGCCGAAGAGUGAUUGUCGAUGAUAUUCGUGUGCGUGGAUCGGGUAAAUCGAAUACACCACAUGAGGAUGACAUUGAAUCCAGCAAAGAAUCACCGAAAAUUGUAAAUCGCGUGAAAACUUACUUUGACGGUGUUGGAUUAGUCGAAGUUGGUGUAGUUUUAUCAACUGACGUGUCGGCCGGUCACAUUUUGCAAGGCCCAUUGAUUCUCAUCGAUAAACUGUCCACGAUAUUGAUUGAACCAAAUUGCCGCGCGGAAGUUACGAAGAAAGGCGAUUUAAUUAUCAACGUAGAAUUGGAUGGCAAUUUGGUGAAAUGCGUUGACGACACACUCGACGCAGUUCAGUUGAGCAUUUUCAGUCAUCGCUUCAUGAGCAUUGCCGAACAAAUGGGUCGAAUUUUGCAAAGAACAUCUAUUUCUACGAAUAUCAAGGAACGUCUCGAUUUUUCAUGCGCCUUAUUUGGACCAGAUGGUGGGCUGGUUAGUAAUGCGCCUCAUAUUCCAGUGCAUUUGGGUGCGAUGCAAGAAACCGUACAGUAUCAACUGAAAGUUAGAGGCGAUACACUGAAGGCUGGAGAUGUUCUACUUUCCAAUCAUCCACAAGCGGGUGGGUCGCAUUUACCAGAUUUGACGGUGAUUACACCUGUUUUCUAUAAAAAUGAAAAGAAACCAGUUUUCUUUGUGGCAUCACGGGGUCAUCAUGCUGAUAUAGGAGGAAUCACUCCUGGUUCGAUGCCACCUCACUCAACAUCGCUCGCCCAAGAGGGAGCCGCUUUCAAGUCAUUUUUGUUGGUUGAAAGUGGUCAAUUCAAAGAAGAUGAAAUAAUCAAGGCUUUAACUACACCGACUGGUGUCAAAGGUGCAACCGGAACUAGAAAUCUUCCCGACAAUCUAUCAGACUUGAAAGCCCAAGUAGCAGCUAAUCAAAAGGGCAUUCAAUUAGUGUCCGAGCUCAUUGAUUCGUAUGGAUUGCGAAUUGUUCAAGCAUACAUGAAUUACAUUCAGCAGAAUGCUGAGGUCGCUGUGCGGGACAUGCUCAAAGAAAUUGCCCGAAAAACUCGUGAACGCACUGGCACAACAGAUCUAUAUGCAGAGGAGUAUAUGGAUGAUGGUUCACCAAUCAGAUUAAAAAUUACAAUUGACGAAGUGGCUGGGUCGGCACUGUGCGAUUUCACCGGGUCCGGUUAUCAAGUGUAUGGCAAUUGCAAUGCGCCGAGAGCUAUAACUCUUUCGGCGUUGAUUUAUUGCCUGCGCUGCAUGGUGGGCCAUGAUGUUCCAUUGAACCAAGGCUGUCUAAACCCGAUUAAAGUAAUUAUACCGAAAAAUUCCAUUUUGGAUCCGGCAGACGAUGCUGCAGUGGUUGGUGGAAAUGUGUUGACAUCACAGCGAAUCGUUGAUGUUGUUUUAUCGGCAUUUCAAGUAUGUGCGGCAUCCCAAGGAUGCAUGAACAAUAUAACACUUGGCGACGAACAAUUUGGCUAUUAUGAAACAGUGGCAGGUGGCAGUGGUGCAGGUCCAAGUUGGCAUGGAACAAGUGGCGUACACACACAUAUGACCAACACUCGAAUUACUGAUCCCGAAAUUCUUGAAAGUCGUUACCCGAUUAUUUUGAACAAAUUCUGCCUACGAACCGACCAGUCGGGUGGUCGAGGUAAAUUCAACGGUGGUGAAGGCAUCGAACGCGAGCUUUUGUUUAGGAAAUCGUUGACAUUGUCGGUGCUAACCGAACGUCGAGCUUUAAGACCGUACGGAAUGAAUGGGGGCGAGCCAGGGAAAAGCGGCAUAAAUUUAUUAAAAAAAUCAAACGGACAGAUCAUUUAUUUGGGCAGCAAAACGGCUGUAGAUAUCGAAACUGGAGACACAUUCGCACUGAAAACACCCGGCGGUGGUGGUUAUGGUCGAGCAGAUGAAAAGGGUCCAAAUGAAAGUGAUGCAGCUAUACAAACGUCAGAGUUUGUCGAACGUGGCAGUGUGUUUGAGUAUCGUCAAGCACAGGAAUCUGUUUGAGUCAACCAUUUGGAAUGCUGUACAAUCAAAUAAAUAGUUGUAACCAAUCAAUCUGAAAUGAAUGGUUUGGAGCGAAAAUGUAAUACAGAAAAGUUGAGCGGAAAAAUGUCAAAUGAAAAGGGAUAGCUAUAUAGUUAACUAUAGUUUACUAUACAGUUUACUAUAUAGCUAUCCCUUUUCCGCUCAUUCAUCAUCGACAUUUUUCCGCACAAAUUUUCUGUAUUACAUUUUCGCUCCAAACCAUUCAUAUAUGAAUGGAACUAUGUAAUUCUUUUGCUUGUGUGUAACAAAACUAAAGCAUAAAAAUAAAAUAAUUGCAAAUAAAUGUCUAAUUGCAAGAAAA